UGUCAGCGGCGGCGGCCGGCUCGGCAACGUCAUGUCCGAGUACGCGACCCUGCUGGCGGCUAACGGCACGCUGCAGCGGCCGGCGUGGCUGCAGCCCGACAUGGCGCGCACCCUGCGCAAGUACUUUGUGGCGCCGUCGCUUCCCGUGCUGCACCGACGCUGCAAGCUCCGGUGGACGACAACGUCACUGGACGAGCUGAUGGCCGACCCGGGCCGCGACGCCGCCGCCAACCACCUCAUCACCGGCUUCCCGCACGACGUGCCGGGCUUCCACCCGCUCCGCGAGCAGCUGCUGCGCGAGUUCACCUUCCGGCCGGAGCUGCGCGCGCGCGCCGCCGCGCGGCUGGCACAGGUCGUGCGCGACGCCAACCUGACGGCGCCCGUGUUCGUCGGCGUGCACGUGCGCCGCACCGACUACGCUGCCUGGAUGGAACGGAGCGUGCGUGGCCACCUGGUCGGCUUCGACUACCUGUACCGCGCCAUGGCGCUCAUGCGGCGCCGCUGGCCGACCGCCGCCUUCGUGGUGACCUCUGACGACCUGGGCUGGUGCCGGCGCGCGCUGCGAGGUCGCGACGUGUUCCUGGUCGGCGACCGGGACGUGCGCCGGCCGGGCGCCGACCUGGCCCUGCUCGCCGCCUGCAAUCACAGCAUUCUGACGCACGGCACGUUUGGCUUCUGGGCCGGCUACCUGGCCGGCGGCCAGGUGGUGGCGCCGGCCGGCUACGGCCAGCGGCCGACGCGGCUGGACGAAGACGUGGAGCGCGCCGGACUCGGCUGGACGCGGCUCAAGGCGUUUGUCUACAGCUGAGCGGCGUCGGCGUCGGCGCGGGUCACGCGUGCUGCCUUGGGGAGGGGUGGAGGUGCCGCGCGGCGCAGAUCACCGCGCCAGGUCGACAUGAGGCGCGGAACACUGCGGGAAGACGGAGGUGGCCAGCGGCGACCGAGAAUAGCCCGCUGCUGUAGAUCUCUACAGGCUUAGAUGGUCUGGCGCUUUGAAGCGAAGCUGAUAUUUUUCGUGGGAGUGUGAUAGGCAGCGCAUAGCACACGGGGCAGCAGAGGCUAUGUGACUCAAGCGUGCUGUUCCAGUGCCACCGCAUUAUAAAUGCCAUCAUUUGACCAGGCUUAUGGCUGAUGGGUACGGCUGCGGGCGAAGCCAGGAAUUGACGGCUUAAAUUUGAUCUCUUUUCUGCUGCCUUGUCUUUCAGAGUAUGUACUCUUGCCUCCGUGUGGCUCUCGAGUGGUUGCUUCUCAUGACGAACAGAGGUAUGACGGGAGGGAUCGGAAAUGAUGUGAUGCAGCCUUUUUACUAAGUGGUAUACAGACAAGGACCCAGGCCGCUUUGCUUGGGGUGUGUUCAUAAUGUUAUUGACGACUAAAAUUGUUAUGGCGACUGACAAACGUGAGGACUACGUCCGUCAGUGGAGUGGAGCCAUUGUAAUCGAGAAUGGACGUUACUUGCGUGGACGCAUUCUAUGCAAAUAAAUUUAGUU
Messenger RNA from Pollicipes pollicipes, 1490 nucleotides. RefSeq names its product galactoside 2-alpha-L-fucosyltransferase 3. Gene Ontology annotation, cellular component: membrane. Gene Ontology annotation, molecular function: galactoside 2-alpha-L-fucosyltransferase activity. Lineage: Eukaryota; Metazoa; Arthropoda; Thecostraca; Pollicipedomorpha; Pollicipedidae. The coding region runs from base 32 to 808 and encodes 258 amino acids. The transcript has a single exon. Gene Ontology annotation, biological process: carbohydrate metabolic process. The record is from RefSeq and is a predicted model, not a curated record.